Amyelois transitella is the source of this 3260-nucleotide messenger RNA. RefSeq lists its product as uncharacterized. The transcript has 3 exons. Lineage: Eukaryota; Metazoa; Arthropoda; Insecta; Lepidoptera; Pyralidae. The record is from RefSeq and is a predicted model, not a curated record. Gene Ontology annotation, molecular function: NAD+ binding. Bases 218 to 2179 code for a protein of 653 amino acids.
AAUUAUCUGUUUGAUGAAGCUCGUUUCUUGUGGUGAGCUCCAAAGGCGAGCUUUUAUUUAUGAAGCGAAAGAAAGAAAAAGAACAGAACAAGUCUCCUUUAAUGAAGAGUUCGAAGCCUCACCUCGAACGCGACAUGAGCAAGAAGUUGAAAUCAACGCAAUAUAUUGUCUUUCAAAUGACAACAUUUACUGACGAAUUCUAUCAGUAACCGCCGACAUGGAGCCCCGAGGCGGAGUGCGAAGCAGCGCCAGGCUGAGCGGAGAGACGGGUCGUAACACAUCUAACGGCGCUCCGGGCGGAGCUCUAGCGAAUGGGAACCGAAGACCACUAGAGGCAGCGGAGGCAGCAGCGGCGGCAGCGCGAAGGCGCGCACGAGCGGCUGAGCGAGCCCGGGAAGUUGAGGACAGCCCGCGCGUGCUGCGCGACAAGUGUCGGCGGCUCGCCCGUGCUCUCCGCAACGCUAAGCAUCUCGUGGUGUACACGGGUGCGGGCAUCAGCACGGCGGCCGACAUCCCAGACUACCGAGGACCGCGCGGCGUGUGGACGCGGUUACAGCGCGGCGAGACUGUGGGGCGCGUGGAGGUGUCGCGUGCGCAGCCUACGUUCACGCACAUGGCGCUGACGGCGCUGUGGGCGCGCGGCGCGCUCAAGUUCGUGGUGUCGCAGAACUGCGACGGGCUGCACCUGCGCUCCGGGCUGCCGCGCCGCGCGCUGGCCGAGCUGCACGGCGACAUGUUCUGCGAGCUGUGCGCCGCCUGCCGCCGCGUGUACCUGCGCGCCUUCGACACCACGGAGCGCACGGCGCGCCACGCGCACGCCACGCGCCGCCUGUGCCACGCGUGCGGCGCCGAGCUGCGCGACUCCAUCGUGCACUUCGGCGAGCGCGGCCGCGCCGCCUGGCCGCUCAACUGGGCCGGGGCGCUGCGCCACGCCGCGCGCGCCGACGUCGUGCUGUGCCUCGGCUCCUCGCUCAAGGUGCUGCGCCGCUACCCGCGGCUGUGGCGCAUGCAGGCGGCGCCGCGCGCGCGCCCCGCGCUCUACAUCGUCAACCUGCAGUGGACGCCCAAGGACUCGGUGGCCGCGCUCAAGAUCAACGCGCGCUGCGACGCCGUCAUGCGGCAGGUGGCGCGCCGGCUGCGGCUGCGCGUGCCGCGCUACCGGGCGUCGCGCGACCCGCUGCUGGCGCACGCCGAGCCGCUGGCGGAGGCGGAGGCGCACACCACGCGCCGCCCGUGCCUCUCCCCGGCGCCGAGCUCGGGCCGCUCCGAGUCCCCGGACUCGCUGUCCUCGCCCUCCGCCUCCGACUCGGAUGAGGAGCUGCCGCUGCGGCGCCUCGCCGAGCGUCUGCGCGCGCCCGCCGCCCCGCCGCCGCCGGACCUGCUGCGGGCCUUCCGGGUCAACAUGUGCUCCGGCGAGGCCACCAUACUGCUGCGGGCGGAGCACGCGCCCGCGCCGCCGCCCGCGCCGCCGUCGCAGCGCCCGCUCAGCGACCUGCGGCGGUUCCGCAUGCCGCAGCACGAGCGCGCGGAUCGUGCCGACCUCCAUGCGGUACCUCGACAGAGAACAGAACUCCGAACCAUGUCGCGUGAUCAGUCAGUGAUUCAUUCGGUACCCGGUCAGCGACUCGAUAGUAGAAUUAUAUCGCGAGACAAGCAGGAGUCGCCUAACGGCCGGCCGCCCGACGUCGCCAACGGGCAUCAUUCGUUGAAAACGGAGGUAUCUCUCGAUAUCAAAAUUAAAGACGAGUUUAAAGGCGAGCGACACACAUUCGAGCCGUGGGACAUCGGCGACCGCCUGCGGAAGCUGCUGGAGGGCGAGCCGAAGCUCGAGCAGGCGAAGGCGGAGGAGUCGUCGGACGCGCUGGCGGCGGCCAUCAUCGCGCGCGCCGUGCUGGCGUGCCGCGGCUCGCUGUACCCCGGGCUGCACACCAUCCUGGGCCCCGAGCCGCCCGCCGCGCCGCCCGCCUGCGCGUGGUGCGCGCGGCGGCUCGGCGCGGCGCGCUGCCUGUGGUACGGCGCGCCGCGCUGCCCGCCGCCCGAGGCGCGCGCCUGGCGCCGCGUGCGCGGGCGCCGCUUCCUGUGCGCGUGCUGCGGCGCGGACGGCGCGCCCGCCGAGCGGCUGGCGGACGACGCCGGCUGGUACGGCAAGGGGUACCGCAAGGGCCGCCGCCGCCGGUAGCGCGAGCGCUGAGCGCCGCCGCCCGCGGUCGCUUCGCACUCGAUCUGUACAUACGGCCAACUUUACUGAUACUUGUAUAUAAUUAGUAUUGAGCGUGACACCGCACCGACUCGAGUUCGCAUAUAUACAUACAUAUAAUCACGUCUAUAUCCCUUGCGGGGUAGACAGAGCCGACAGUCUUGAAAAGACUGAUAGGCCAACAGCUGUUCGAGAGUUCGCGCCGAUGCAAAUUUUACGAACACUCGCGUUUGGUAUCAGCAUUUGUAAUCUGUCCAAAAUUUUUAACCUUUUUUGACAACUAUGAGUAUAGUAACGUGUCCUACGAUUUUAUAUAUGCUCUUACCGAGUAACUUGAGAUUGUUCCUUACAUGAGCUGCCACUGCCUACUGUGUAACAAUUUUUUAUUCGGAAUAAUCGUUCGACAACAGGGAAUGCGGCUCGACUCGAUGCGAUGACAUAAGGGACAUGCGUUAAUUAAUUUAUUUUUAUACAAAGAUAAGAUUAAGGUAAUAAGAAUGUUGUGGAGCAGCAGCCCGCGCCGCGCUGGUUGAUCUCAGGUGUUGCGCUGCGGCGGCGCGGGCGCGAGUGCCCGCUCGCCGCCACACGCUGUCGUCGUCGUUCGGUUCCAUGUUUCUGUCAGAAUACUAUAUAUACACUGUUGAGAGCUCCAUGGUUGUGAGGUAGCUACAUAAUAAUAUACCUAGUCCAUAAGAGUACGAGACUGUCGUGGGCGGCGAGCGAGCGCGUCUCCUUCCGCCGGGGCGCACGACAUGCAAGCCCGGCGUCAUCAGUGUCUGAAAAAAUCUUAGAAUAAGUGAUUUGUAAUUGGAAUUUAAAUUGUAAUGAUGAUUAUUAUCUUGCGGAUCCUACGAGGGCCGCACCCCAAUAAUGAUUGACGAAGUGAAUGAAAUUAACUGAAUUAAAUGAAUGAAAAUAGUUUGCGCUUUAAUUGUAACUACCCACAAUUACACUGAAGCAUCAAGCGGCGGGACGCCGGGACCCGCGCCCGGUGGGUGCGAACAUAACUCUGUGUAUGGACUGUCUUAUUUUUUUAUCAUUGAGAGAAAGCGCCAAUUUCGGC